Messenger RNA from Penicillium longicatenatum, 987 nucleotides. RefSeq lists its product as uncharacterized. Bases 1 to 987 code for a protein of 328 amino acids. The transcript has a single exon. NCBI's taxonomy places the organism in Eukaryota, Fungi, Ascomycota, Eurotiomycetes, Eurotiales, Aspergillaceae. The record is from RefSeq and is a predicted model, not a curated record.
AUGUCGGCUACUCAGACUCUGCCUAGCUUGGCGGCCAACUCGCAGAACAAGUACGGUGACUGGCGGGACGACUUCUUCAAGAACGGUUAUUAUAUCUUCAAGGGCGCCAUUUCCAAGGAGAAGGCCACUGAAUACUACUACAAGAAGACUCUCGAGUGGUUACAGUCAUUUGACAACGGUUUCGACAUCAACAACAAGGAGACAUGGACAAAGGAGCAUCUUCCUCAGAGCUUCAAGAACAUGUACAUCAACUACUGUGCCGCGCAGGAGAAGUUCAUGUGGGAUGCCCGCACUGAGCCUAAUGUCAUCAAACCUUUCUCCGAGCUGUGGGGUACUGACGAACUGAUCGUAUCUUUCGAUGCCUUCAAUGUCUCUCUUCCUGGUCGCAAGGAUGAGGACUUCCGUCCCUGGCCUCACACCGAUCAGGCUCCUGAGCGUAAGGGUCUUGCCUGCGUUCAGGGUCUGCUGAAUUUAACCCCCGCCGGUCCCAAGGACGGUGGUCUUUUGCUCACAACCGGCUCCUCCGCCCUCUUCGAAGAAUACUUCGAAAAUCAUCCUAUCCGGCCACGCAUCAGCAAUGACGCCAAGCAUUACGACCUGUACCUCUACCAGCAAGAGGACAUCGAGUGGUUCAAGUCCAAGGGCUGCCGGGAAAUCAAAGUCGAGGCAGAGCCUGGUGACCUGGUCCUUUGGGACUCCCGUACCAUUCACCACGUUGCCAAGAUCGAUACUGAGCAGAUUCGAAGCGUCAUCUAUGUCUGCAUGACGCCAAGAGCCCUAGCUACGCCAGAGGACUUAGCUUUGAAGAAGGACAUUUUUGAGAAGUAUGAGGCCACGACCCAUUGGCCCCACUGCAACAUCUGGCGCCAGGGCAAAGCGAUGAUUGAUGGAAAGGUGGAUCCUCUCGAGCGGGACGAGCCCCUGGAGAAGCCGGUCAUCACAGAUCAGGUCCUACGCCUCGCUGGUAUCAAGCCAUACAAUGAGUGA